Molecule: messenger RNA, 1196 nt
Organism: Oreochromis aureus
Lineage: Eukaryota; Metazoa; Chordata; Actinopteri; Cichliformes; Cichlidae
Product: E3 ubiquitin/ISG15 ligase TRIM25-like
Exons: 2
Coding region: 66-1061 (331 amino acids)
Molecular function (GO): zinc ion binding
Source: RefSeq, a predicted model, not a curated record
GAGCUCAGGCUAGUUUCAGUUAUAAGGAAGAGGAACUCACACAGUCACUGACACUGAGAGGAGAAAUGGCGCAGAAAGGACUUCAGCUGGACCGAGAAACCUUCUCUUGUUCCAUCUGUUUGGAUCUACUGAAGGAUCCGGUGACUACAGCCUGUGGACACAGCUACUGCAGGAACUGUAUUAAAGGUUUCUGGGAUGAAGAGGACAGGAAGGGAAUCCACAGCUGCCCUCAGUGCAGGAAGACUUUCACACCGAGGCCUGUCCUGGAGAAAAACACCAUGUUAGCAGCUUUAGUGGAGCAGCUGAAGAAGACUGGACUCCAAGCUGCUCCAGCUGAUCACUGCUAUGCUGGACCUGAAGAUGUGGCCUGUGAUGUCUGCACUGGGAGGAAGCUGAAAGCCAUCAAGUCCUGUUUAUCUUGUCCAGCCUCUUACUGUGAGAAACACCUCCAACCUCACUAUGAUGCAGCUCCAUUAAAGAAACACAAGCUGGUGGCCCCCUCCAAGAAGCUCCAGGAGAACAUCUGCUCUCGUCAUGAUGAGGUGAUGAAGAUUUUCUGUCGUACUGAUCAGCAGAGUAUCUGUUAUCUCUGCACAGUGGAUGAACAUAAAGGCCAUGAAACAGUCCCAGCUGCAGCAGAAAGGACUGAGAAGCAGAAGGAGCUCGAGGUGAGACGACUAAACAUCCAGCAGAGAAUCCAGGAGCGAGAGAAAGAUGUGAAGCUGCUUCAACAGGAGGUGGAGGCCAUCAAUGGCUCUGCUGAUAAAGCAGUGGAGGACAGUGAGAAGAUGUUCACUGAGCUGAUCCGUCUCAUCCAGAAAAGAAGCUCUGAUGUGAAGCAGCAGGUCAGAUCCCAGCAGGAAACUGAAGUGAGUCGAGUCAAAGAGCUUCAGGAGAAGCUGGAGCAGGAGAUCGCUGAGCUGAAGAGGAAAGACGGCGAGCUGGAGCAGCUCUCACACACAGAGGAUCACAACCAGUUUCUAAAUAUGCACGUGACAUCACACUGGAUCCAAACACAGCACACAAAGAGCUGUUAUUAUCUGAGGGGAACAGAAAAGUAACACAAAUGAAACAACAACAGUCUUAUUCUGAUCAUCCAGAAAGGUUCACCUUUUAUGAUCAAGUCCUGAGUAGAGAGAGUCUUACUGGGCGUUGUUACUGGGAGGUGGAGUGGAGAGGGGGAGGAAUAGAAGUAG